GUAAAAGGAUCUCUAAUGUUUUCACUUCACAAAACAUACACAACUCUCAUUCGACUCCAAAAAGAAGCUUCGCAACUCACUUGCAAUAUCCUUUCAAGCAGACUAUUCGAAUGGCUCGGUCCUCAAUAGAAGAGAUUUCUGAGUCUGGUGCUUUUGCCAGAUCUCCCUCAACAUUCCGUAAUGUUAUUUCAAGAGAUCCAAAUACUCCUUUCCCUGCAGAAUCUGGAAGAUAUCAUCUGUACAUUGCAUAUGGUUGUCCAUGGGCGUGCAGGUGUCUUUCAAUCUUGAAAAUCAAAGGCCUUGGCAGAGCAAUCUCUUUCACAGUAGUCAAAUCCAAAUGGGAAAGAACAAGCAAGAAUGAUGAGCAUAUUGGAUGGGUAUUUCCAGUUUCAGAAACCAAAGAACCUGGAGCCAGCCUGACCCUUUGAAUGGAGCCUGACCCUUUGAAUGGAGCAAGAAGCAUAAGGGAACUAUAUGAGAUUGCAAGCAAAAAUUACAGUGGAAAAUACUCAGUUCCUGUUCUAUGGGAUCAAAAACUCAAAACAAUUGUGAACAAUGAGAGUUCAGAGAUAAUCCGGAUGUUUAAUUCUGAAUUCAAUGAUAUAGCAGAGAAUGCAGCUCUGGACCUUUAUCCUCUUCAUUUGCAAUCCCAUAUUGAUGAGGUUAAUCAAUGGAUAUAUGCUGGAAUAAACAACGGUGUUUAUAAAUGUGGCUUUGCUAAGAAGCAAGGCCCUUAUGAGGAGGCUGUGAAAAACUUGUAUGAUACCUUGGACAAAUGCGAGGAGAUUCUUGAUAAGCAACGAUAUAUAUGUGGAAACUCUCUGUCUGAGUCCGACAUCCGCUUGUUUGUCACUCUAAUAAGAUUUGAUGAGGUUUAUGCGGUUCACUUAAAGUGCAACAAGAAGCUGAUCCGAGAGUACCCGAAUCUGUUCAAUUACACCAAAGACGUUUUCCAAAUCCCCGGGAUGAGCGGCACUGUGAACAUGGAACACAUUAAGAGGCAUUAUUACGGAAGCCAUCCUUCCAUGGAUCCAUUGGGAAUUAUUCCUGUUGGCCCUAACAUUGACUACUCUACUCCUCAUCACAGAGAGAGGUUUUCUACUUGAAUUGCAGCAUUCUGUCAACCAUAUUUAUUGAUAUGAAGUCAGUUUUAUUACACUGAAUUUUCCAUAAAAUAACAGGAAUGAACAAACACAAGACAACCCAGUUGAGAAUUUGAAAAAUAUGGCACAUGAUAUUGAUAAAAAUAUUAUUUAAA
This is a messenger RNA of Pistacia vera, 1258 nucleotides long. Its product is annotated as glutathionyl-hydroquinone reductase YqjG-like. The record is from RefSeq and is a predicted model, not a curated record. Gene Ontology annotation, cellular component: cytoplasm. Lineage: Eukaryota; Viridiplantae; Streptophyta; Magnoliopsida; Sapindales; Anacardiaceae. Gene Ontology annotation, molecular function: glutathione transferase activity.